UUCAGCUUGUGGCAUCGACCCCUGAACCUGCGCAAACUGAUGGAGGUGCAGUAUCCGGGCCUAAGGCGGGACAUGCCUCUGCAGAGAGCCCUCAAAGUCAACCGCCUCCCUGAGAUGACAAAGACACCAGGUUUGCGACCGAUGAACAAAGCCGAUGUUGUGAGGACGCACGCUCUUCUGCAGGCAAACCUCAGCAAGUUCCACCUCAGGCCCAGCUGGUCCCUGCAGGAAGCGGAGCACUGGCUCUUGCCGAGGGAGGGUGUGGUUGACACCUACGUGGUGGAGGGUAAUGAUGGUGCACUGACAGAUGUGGUGAGCUUCUAUCGAGUCUCCUCCAAGGUGUUGAAUCAUCCGGUCCACACGGGCCUCAGUGCGGCUCACCUGUUCUACGUCGCAUCAGACGGCUGUGCACACUUGGCUGAGCUCAUAGAGGACACGUUGGUCUUGGCCAAAUUUAAAGGCUUGGAUAUCUUUGUUGUUCUCGACGUGAUGGAUAACAGGAGUUUCCUGGAGAAGCUCAAGUUCAACGUUAGCGGCAAGGACCUGAACUACUACCUGUACAACUGGAUGUGUCCGAGAAUGAGUCCGGACAAGGUGGGCAUUGUGCUACCAAACUAAUGGGAGAUGAUGACUGAGCCUUGAAAUGCAGCAGCAAGAGUUUGUAGCGUGAUGUGACCAUCUGCAAACACACGGAAUCAAUAAAACAAAUAAAGAUAAAAGUGCAUUAGUGAG
Nerophis lumbriciformis (worm pipefish) is the source of this 732-nucleotide messenger RNA. RefSeq names its product glycylpeptide N-tetradecanoyltransferase 2-like. Gene Ontology annotation, cellular component: cytoplasm. Gene Ontology annotation, biological process: N-terminal peptidyl-glycine N-myristoylation. The record is from RefSeq and is a predicted model, not a curated record. NCBI's taxonomy places the organism in Eukaryota, Metazoa, Chordata, Actinopteri, Syngnathiformes, Syngnathidae. Gene Ontology annotation, molecular function: glycylpeptide N-tetradecanoyltransferase activity.